Molecule: messenger RNA, 288 nt
Organism: Blepharisma stoltei
Lineage: Eukaryota; Ciliophora; Heterotrichea; Heterotrichida; Blepharismidae
Source: the annotation of a GenBank genome assembly
AUGGGAUCUUGCGUUUCCUCUAAAGGUUUUACAAAUAAUCAUAAAAAACAACACAAAUCUGCGGAAAAGGAGAAAAAACAAAUUGCUAAAGAAAAGAGAAUAAUUAUUACCAAUAAAAUUCGAAAUGCGCCUAUUCUAAAACUAGAAGGAAAUGAGCUCUAUACCAAAAGAAAAAAGCCAUUUUUGGCCAGUCAAGCCAAUUGUGAAAUUGGCUACGAGAUGUGCAUAGAAGUUACAAAAAUAAACACAAAUAGCUUUACUGACAGACCGUCACCUUUAUUUGAUUAA